This is a messenger RNA of Phytophthora sojae, 708 nucleotides long. RefSeq lists its product as hypothetical. The transcript is spliced from 2 exons. The annotation marks the transcript as partial. NCBI's taxonomy places the organism in Eukaryota, Oomycota, Peronosporomycetes, Peronosporales, Peronosporaceae. The record is from RefSeq and is a predicted model, not a curated record.
CCCAACACACUCCACGUUAACCCUACUGCAGUCCGGCAUGAAAUUGAAGCGACGUUGCAGCGGAUUCUUGCACAUGCUCGAUCUGUGAUCAACCCAUGUGUUGACGAUGAUUUUCUUUCUUUCGACUUUAAUGUGCGGCUGGACCCUGCUGCUGGACCUACCACGGAGCUGACGACGACUACUCCGAUGAAUUGUGCAUUGGACGAAGCCGUUAAGUUGCUGGGGGCACAGUAUCAAAUGCGAGCUCCAGUUGAUAUUGGUGAGCCUCGCUACAUUCAGCCUCGACGCCGCGGUGGAAGUACGUACGAGCAGCAAUUCACAGUAGAGUUAGGCGCUCCGCUCCAAACUGUGCUACUGGACGGAUUUGGCGCUACUCGUCAAAGCGAGGACGAAAACUACCGGCUCAUUUUGUGGGCAGCGAUCUCGUUUGACAGGUGCGGGGCCCUCUGUUUCCGGGAGUGCACCUGGUUUGCAGUCCAUCGGUCGCACUCCAACCCGACCAGCGAGACUGUGUUUCGAUCACACUAUUUAAUCGCUGCUGAAAAAGCUGUCGACUGUGCGGCGGUAGAUGGUGAACACAUCGAUCGAGUGCGCGACCGCCUCCACUCAUCAAUGGGGAAGAAGAUUAAAGAGCGAUACUUGGUCAUGCAGCGUGAUAUUUUGUUUCGGACUGGGCGCGCAGAUCUGAUUGGCUUUGUGGGGCUGUGA